Trachymyrmex septentrionalis is the source of this 1500-nucleotide messenger RNA. RefSeq names its product octopamine receptor-like. Gene Ontology annotation, molecular function: G protein-coupled receptor activity. Gene Ontology annotation, cellular component: membrane. The record is from RefSeq and is a predicted model, not a curated record. Lineage: Eukaryota; Metazoa; Arthropoda; Insecta; Hymenoptera; Formicidae. Gene Ontology annotation, biological process: adenylate cyclase-activating adrenergic receptor signaling pathway. The coding region runs from base 87 to 1355 and encodes 422 amino acids. The transcript has 7 exons.
AUCUCAAAUUGACUUUGAUAUCACACGUGAACAAUGCGAGAAUUUAACUCUAUCAGCUGAAAUUAUCAUAAGAUGUCUUGCAACAUAUGCACUACGAAACAGAAAUUAUCAUUUAUGGAUCGAGGGUAAACGUCAUGGCGAAUCAAACAACUGAUUACCAUGAAGACAUUUACCAAUGGAACCGUACGGUAUCGACGGACGAAGGAGAUACGGAGACUGAACAUUACCUGCCCAAUUGGACCGAUCUUAUUCUAGCAGGAUUGUUCACGAUGUUAAUUAUUGUUACAAUAGUUGGCAAUACUCUAGUGAUUGCGGCUGUAAUUACCACGAGGAGAUUACGAUCUGUGACUAAUUGUUUUGUGUCUAGCUUGGCUGCUGCGGAUUUGCUAGUCGGUCUAGCGGUUAUGCCACCGGCUGUCCUGUUACAGCUUACAGGAGGGACUUGGGAGUUGGGCGAAAUACUGUGCGAUUUCUGGGUUUCCCUUGAUAUUCUACUCUGCACAGCCAGCAUUCUCUCGUUAUGCGCCAUUUCUAUAGACAGAUAUCUAGCCGUAACUCAGCCGCUGAUAUACAGCCGUCGACGUAGAAGCAAACGUCUGGCUGGAUUGAUGAUUGUCGCGGUAUGGAUUAUGGCCGGCGCAAUAACGAGUCCGCCUUUACUGGGUUGUUUCCCACGUGCGACAAAUCGAGACAUCAAAAAGUGCUCCUACAAUAUGGAUUCCUCCUAUGUAAUAUUCUCGGCGAUGGGCAGCUUCUUCCUGCCUAUGUUAGUAAUGCUGUACGUAUACGGCAGAAUUUCAUGCGUCAUAGCAAGCAGACAUAGAAAUCUGGAAAAAACCAAUGAGGGAGAGAAUAUCCGAUCACGUCAUAAAAUCACGAUUGAUCGUGGCAGAAGCAUCAAGACACAACGUACGGAUUAUAUCGAGAGCGGUAUGACAUGUGACAGGCCAUCCGAGGAUACCGAACUAACAAAUAUGUGCAAAAAGUUGAGUACAAUUCGAGGUAAUCAGCAAAGCUGCAUUAACAGGGUCGCUAGGGAGACGAAAACUGCGGGUACCCUGGCGGUGGUUGUAGGUGGUUUCAUCGCAUGCUGGUUGCCGUUUUUCAUUCUGUAUCUGGUAACACCCUUCGUGCCCGUACAACCGCCGGAUGUUCUCAUGCCAGCCUUGACAUGGCUAGGAUGGAUUAAUUCAGCUAUCAAUCCGUUUAUUUACGCUUUCUAUUCGGCAGACUUCAGACUUGCCUUCUGGCGACUAACAUGUAGGAAAUGUUCGAAGAGUAGACUAAACUUGGAUGGCACAAAUCGGAAAUUACCCGCUUCGGUUAACUGGAAGAAAGAUACGUCGAGGACGUGAAGUUCCUCACAAAGUUUCGAACUUAUUCAAUUAUGUGGUGUCCGGUAUUAGAAUGACUGUGAUUGAGUCAAGUUCGUAAUUGCGGUCUAUUAAUAAUGAAUGACACGUAUGAGAACUAUGUAUGUAUGUUCUUAGUAUAAACUUA